AUGUGGAUAGAAAUUUGCAACUUUACUCGUUCAGAUGGGACUUUACAGUUUCCGAAUUUGCGCUUACUAUUAAGUAUCAUUAGAGCACUUGCUCAUUCAAACACUGCGGCGGAAAGGGCAUUUUCUCUCAUACCUAAUUUUAAGACAAAAAAAAGGAAUAACCUCAGUCACAUAACCCUGAAUUCACUUUGUGUGAUAAAAUCUGUCUCCAAUUCAGGGAACCUACGAGUAUCAGAAAUAUCGAUCGACAAAAGUUAUAUUGGGUUGAUGUCUUCAUGUAAUUUGUACUCAAAAGCGAAGAAGGCCGCACCCAAAAGCUUGACUUUGUAUUCCUGCGAAAGUAGUGAUGAUUGUUGA
Molecule: messenger RNA, 357 nt
Organism: Cotesia congregata
Lineage: Eukaryota; Metazoa; Arthropoda; Insecta; Hymenoptera; Braconidae
Source: the annotation of a GenBank genome assembly